Molecule: messenger RNA, 1272 nt
Organism: Gigantopelta aegis
Lineage: Eukaryota; Metazoa; Mollusca; Gastropoda; Neomphalida; Peltospiridae
Product: acid-sensing ion channel 1C-like
Exons: 9
Coding region: 202-1272 (356 amino acids)
Biological process (GO): sodium ion transport
Cellular component (GO): membrane
Molecular function (GO): sodium channel activity
Source: RefSeq, a predicted model, not a curated record
UGCUUAGACCAAGCGAGAUAGUUUGAGAACACAACUACCAUCGUGCGAGAGCUGGCUUGGGAAUCUUUAAUAUACCACUCGUGCUCCACCGGUUGGGACGAGCGGAGGAAAAUAACGUUCAACCAGAGAAUGGGUCGACUUGGAUGGUUUGUAAUCGUUUGACAAAUAUUCGCUGAUGCACUCAGUGCCCAAGAAAAUGAAAUGACGAUAAACGGACUUCCGGAAAAGGCGGCAUUUGACACGCCGGAUAUCCGGUACACAAAAAGCAAACCACCUGUGAGGUGGGCGCAUGCAUGGACAGAUUUUACCCAGCAAACAACAUUCCACGGGCUCAAGUACAUAUGGAUGGAUGGCGCUUUCGUUUUCAGAAGACUUCUGUGGUUCCUGGUGGUUGUCAGUUGUAUGUGUGUGAUGUGUUACCAGAUUAUCGACCGCAUCAUCUACUACAACGACUUCCCCGUCACCGUGAACGUACAGGUCAACUUCAACACGUCACUGUCCUUCCCGUCGGUGACGCUGUGCAAUCAAAACUCAUUCAGGGCGACCGCGGCCACCUCAGAGAAGCGAUAUCGCCUGAUAGAGGAGAUGUUCUCUAAAGGUCACAAUUUCAACAUAUCAGUCCUCGACUCGUUCAACGCAACCGCCGUGACCCUCGAUGACCUUUACACUUCCGCCGCUCACAGGAAAGAAGAUCUAAUUGUUAGCUGCAAGUGGCAAGGGGAAGUGUGUGGACCACAAAACUUCACCGAGAUUUUAACCGACCAUGGAGUGUGUUACACCUUUAACUCUAAACGCCUCCAUGUUAGCUCAACAGGUUCUGAUUAUGGACUAAAACUGACACUUAACGUAGAGCAGUAUGAAUACAUGCCUGGACCGCACGACGCAGCUGGGGUAAAAUUGUUACUCCACGACCACAAAGAGUUCCCCAAAGUACAUGAACUGGGUCUGGCUAUACCAACGGGAUCCCACACGUUUAUUGGUAUACAGCUGGUUUCCAUCGUGAACUUGGAGAAGCCCCACGGUGACUGUGGCAGCGAGACCUCGCCCUACUAUAGCGUGUACUCCACCGACUCCUGCCAGCUCGUGUGCGCCGUCAAGUACAUGACGGAAGAAUGCGGCUGUCGGCAUCACUUCAUGCCGCACAUCGAAGGACAGCCUCCAAUUUGUACAUUGGAACAGUUUUAUUCCUGCUAUGAAAAGAGAAUAAAGAGUAGCGAUGUUCCAAUGAUCGAUCAUAGUGUUGAUGAUUUUCCAAUGAUCGAUUAUAAUUGA